This is a messenger RNA of Podospora pseudopauciseta, 2602 nucleotides long. RefSeq lists its product as uncharacterized. Gene Ontology annotation, molecular function: hydrolase activity. Lineage: Eukaryota; Fungi; Ascomycota; Sordariomycetes; Sordariales; Podosporaceae. The record is from RefSeq and is a predicted model, not a curated record. The transcript has 2 exons. Gene Ontology annotation, biological process: nucleotide catabolic process. The coding region runs from base 1 to 1995 and encodes 664 amino acids.
AUGAGUGCAUCUCACACCCCCACCGCCGAACCAACCGUCACCUUUGCCUCGGGCCGUGACACGGUCAACGACCCCCCCGACGUCCGCAUUCUCCACUACAACGAUGUCUACCACCUCGACUCCUCCUCGGCCGAACCCGCCGGAGGCGUCUCCCGCUUCAUGACAGUAGUAAAAGAAUACCGCUCCCCGCCCCAGCCCAACAGCAACCUCCCCGACCUCGUCCCCCUGUUCUCGGGGGACGUCUUCAACCCCUCCCUUGAAUCUUCCAUCACCAAAGGCUCCCACAUGGUCCCCAUCCUGAACAACAUCGGCACCCUAGCCACCUGCGUGGGGAACCACGACCUGGAUUUUGGGGUCAGGCAGUUUCGCCAUCUAUCUUCCAAGUGCCGCUUCCCCUGGCUCCUCGCCAACGUCCUUGAUCCUGCUUUGGGCGAAGGGGUCCCACUGGGUAACGCGAAGAAGACCCACAUGAUCACCACGUCAAACGGGAUCAAGAUUGGGCUGAUCGGUCUCGGGGAAAGGGAGUGGUUGGACACGAUCAACUCCCUUCCGCCUGAUAUCGUUUACCGGUCGGCCAGUGAGGUGGCGCAGGAGCUGGUGCCGGAGCUGAAGGAGCAAGGCGCUGACGUGAUUAUCGCGCUCACUCAUCAAAGAGAGCCAAACGACAACAAGCUUGCGAGGAAUCUGGGAGGGGGCAUGAUUGACCUUAUUCUGGGCGGGCACGACCACUUUUAUGCGCAUAGUUACAUCAACGGGACCCAUGUGCUGAGAUCAGGGGCGGAUUUUAAACAGCUGAGUUAUAUCGAGCUGAGGCGGAAUCAGGACUUGGAAGGGACGGCCAAGAAGUGGGACGUGGACAUUGUUCGGAGGGACAUUGUACGAGCGAUCAAGAAGGACCAGGAGACGGAGAAGCUGGUCGAGGGCUUGACGGCGAAGCUUAAGAAGAGUCUGGAGAAGCCGAUUGGGUGGACGGCGGAGCCGUUGGAUGCGCGGUUUACGACUGUGAGGACGAGAGAGUCGAACAUUGGGAAUUGGGUUUGUGAUAUCAUGAGGGGGCAUUACGGGGCGGACUGUGCGCUGAUGGCGGCGGGGACGAUAAGGGGGGAUCAAAUCUACUCGCCGGGUCCGGUUAGGGUGAAGGAUGUGACGGACUGUUUCCCGUUUGAGGAUCCGGUGGUGGUGAUCAAGGCGGCGGGGAGGAAUAUCUGGGACGCGCUGGAGAACGGGGUGAGUUUGUACCCGGCGCUGGAGGGGAGGUUUCCGCAGGUGUCGAAUAUCAAGUUUAGGUUUGACCCUUCGCUGCCGGUGGGGGAGAGGGUGUUGUGGGUGGAGAUUGGCGGUCAGCCGCUGGAUAAGGAGAAGGUCUAUGUCAUGGCUACUAGAGGGUAUAUGGCCAGAGGAAAGGAUGGCUACAAAGCCUUGCUGAUCCAAUCCGAGGGUGGUGAUUGCGAGGAGGUUGUUUCGGAAGAGAACGGCAUCCUGAUCUCAGCGAUGCUGAGGCAGUAUUUUAUGGCGCUGACUGUCAUGAACAAGUGGGCCAGAUGGGGUCCAUCAUUGGCAAGACAUUGGGACAAGGUGGUACAAGAGACUUCCUCCAGCUGUCCCACUUUGCCAGCGUCACCAACCGAGACCCGCCAGCCAGGAGACAGGAGAAAACACGGCAACACCACCACCAACUCGCACAAGGGAUGGGACUAUUUCACACCUGCCAAACUCCGAGAAAGGAGAUCAAGCGUCAGCCCCUUAGUUGGUCACGCAGAAGACGACUCGUCCGACGAAGAGUCACCGGAUGAGGACGUACACCGGACCGAAGUCAGAGACACUGACAGGGAGCUGAGGGUGAUGCGCAAGUUCUUUAGGAAGUGGUGUCGUAUUGCGGGUGUUGAUGAUGGCAAGGACUGCGUGGAGGGGCUCAAGGACAGCGAGGGUGAGGUUAGCUGGACACGGGCGAUUAGACCCAAGCUCGAGGGGAGGAUUGUGAUGGUCGCUUCUUAAGCUUAGAGUUGCACAUCAAGAUUCGCUCAAACAUUGGGCUUUUGGAUACCUUGUCGGAGAGACCAUAGAAAAAACGGCGAGGAUCUGCGAAACAAUGGGCAUGUUGCUUUUCUCUUGUUUGGUACGUAUGCACGUAGGUGGAUGCGUAUCAUGAGCUGCAUGUGCUUUGACAUUCCGUGCUCCACGUAUCAAAAUAGCCUUGUCAGGGACACUGACUGAGGGGGAAGUUAUCGAGGGUCUGCUAGUAUCUUUGCACAUGACAGCUUGGCAGUUGAUGCAGACGUUUUGGGGGUAGACGAUCCAGCUCAGUUGAUGAUAAAAUUCUUCCUCACAAUUGAAGUGUCAGUGACUUGAUAAUACAAUAUGGGCCAGUCUUGCACCUUGCCCGGCCCAAACCGAUGAACAGACGGGAUCUCGGCCUGGCUUCACCCCGCGUUUUCCUUUCCAAGUUGCAGGUGGAUCACCUCACUGACCCGGCCGGGCCCCCCCUGAAUUCCACGUGCAUUUUGACGCCCAGACACCGAGCUGAACCAGCCCCCGGCGGCGUUCGAGAGUUGAUCCUUUGGGCAGCAUGGCCCAGAUACUCCGAUCUACUAAUGGAAGAAAA